Spodoptera litura is the source of this 834-nucleotide messenger RNA. Its product is annotated as L-fucose dehydrogenase-like. NCBI's taxonomy places the organism in Eukaryota, Metazoa, Arthropoda, Insecta, Lepidoptera, Noctuidae. The record is from RefSeq and is a predicted model, not a curated record.
CUGACGGAGAAAAGAUUACCAUGAGUCUUCUGAAUAAAGUAGCUAUUGUCACCGGCAGCAGCUCUGGUAUAGGAGCUGCUAUAGCCAUUAAGUUUUCUGAAGAAGGAGCCAAAGUCACAAUUGUGGGAAGAAACAAAGAGAAGCUAAACAACGUCGCCAAGAAACUAGGGGACCAUCUGGUGCUAACUGCUGAUGUCACCAAAGAAGAAGAUGCUCAAAGAAUUAUAAAUGAAACCGUGAAAAAGUUUGGACAACUUGACAUUCUAGUGAACAAUGCUGGCAUAGCAACAAUAGCAAAAUUCGAAGACGAUAAUCUCAUGACAGUGUUUGAUGAUAUAAUGAAGUUGAACAUUCGCUCCGUGGUAUACUUGUCCCACAUCGCAAGGCCUCACCUUGUGAAGACAAAGGGUAACAUCGUGAACGUCUCAGGUGUUGCUGGAAUAAAACCAUUUGCAAAUGGCUUUACAUCUCUCGCCGUAUCGAAGGCUGCACUUGAUCAUUUCACCAGAUCUGUAGCUCUCGAACUUGCUCCAAAUGGCAUUCGUGUAAAUGCUGUAAGUCCUGGACCAGUGUAUUCUGAUAUUUUUGAAAAUAUGGGGGUGAACAAGGAAGAUGAAAGUGGAUUUUAUGAAAGCAUGAGACAGUCGACUGCUUUGAAAAGGAUAUCUGAUCCUGAAGAAGUAGCACAUCUUGUGACGUUCUUAGCUAGUGACAAGGCUAAGGCUAUUACAGGUACAAUUUCUGUAUGUGAUAAUGGUUUAUUGCUAUCUUAGAAUUAUAGAUUUUGAAUAUCUUUACUAUUAUUUGACACGACUGCUUAUGAAAUUAUUUUUU